Molecule: messenger RNA, 4302 nt
Organism: Portunus trituberculatus (swimming crab)
Lineage: Eukaryota; Metazoa; Arthropoda; Malacostraca; Decapoda; Portunidae
Exons: 15
Coding region: 320-4000 (1226 amino acids)
Biological process (GO): nervous system development
Cellular component (GO): external side of plasma membrane; signaling receptor complex
Molecular function (GO): signaling receptor activity
Source: RefSeq, a predicted model, not a curated record
CAAACACGCAAACACUGCAUUAGCGAGCCGUAACACACACUCACACACUCACACACACACACAGACACACAGACACACACUUAUGAAGCACAGACACACAAACACACACACACACACUCCAAGUUCCUAUCAAAUCAUUUUUCUAUGACACAAAUUCAAGAGCUUGACACUCAGGCCCCUACAUUGAAACACAUGCCGUAUCAACCCGCCCACACCCACGCCCACGUCCUCCCCUACAUCCUACACAACGGCGCCCACACCCUGCACCCCCUUCACCUACCCUGUCACUCACCCUGUCACCCUUCAAGAAAUAGAGACAAUGGAUGCGUUCUCAAUAUCAGCGCUUCCUGUCCACACCGCUCAAACCAAACAUAGGCUCUGUUUGUUCGCCCCCUGGCCCUGCCCCCGGGGAGGUCACGAGGCUGGGGGCAUGAUGGGACCCCUGAGACACCCUUCCUACACCACUGGCAGGAAUUUGGUGCCCCUGAGAAGCUACAGUGAAGUGAAACGAUCGAAAAACAUAAGGGAUGUCACUUUUUUCGAUGCUCUAAUGGGUGACGGUAUGCCAAUGAUGUCCUUCCCUAUGGACACUCGUAAGGGACACAGGGACAUCGUGGCGCGCCCUCACGAGGACACCACCCACGCACUGCACGCACGCAAACCCACACCACUCAAACGCAAGGAGGACAAACAGCAAACACCCAUUGAAAAGCUAAGAAGGAAAAUAGCAGAGGAAGCUGCUAAAUGCCCUGCAGGACCCCGGGAUCUGAGCAAAUGCCCUCGGAACCAGUGUCCUAAGGGAGCGCGCGCGUGCAGGGACACAUCAAGAGGCGGCCCUAGAUCCUCCCUGAGUGCAAAGCUGUCCCUAAUCGCCCUCCUGCUGGCGGGAGUGGCGAACGGGAGUGAGUUUCCAGACAGAGAGUGCUGCGACAGUGUUCCACCGCCGCCACCUAACUACCACCAGGCCACCUCCACCACCACCACCACCACGCCGCCACCUGCCCCUGGACACAACACCUCCUCCGCCAUCAACACAGUGAGUCACGGCAUGAGCGGGGUGAUCAACUGCAUAGAGGCUCGCCACCGCUGCAGGAGUGACGGACAGUGUCGAGAUGUGCUGGAUAUGCUUCACAAGAUAUGCGGACCUGAGCUGGUGGCCUGCGCAACUGUGACCCCUGGGAAGUGUAAGACCCUGCUGAACACCCUGGGGAAGUACGACUACCUGAAGAGCUGUACCUGUAGAGAGCCUCAUAUUGACUUUAAUUGCUACACCUUCAGAGAGAUGAUCUUCAACCACCCCUGUUCUCUUAUGCACACUGGAGAGGACCACCAAACAUACAUGCAGACUUGCACAGAUGCCCACGCUGAGUGCAAGAACAACCGUGUGUGCUUCAAGAAAUACUUAGACUUCAUGGAUUUCUGUGGCUAUAGUGGCAUUACCUGCACUUCCCAGCAAAGCGAAAAAUGCAACGAGAGCUGGCAGCGGAUGAGAUCGACGCCCCGGUUUGGCUGCUACUGUCCUAUUCAAUCAAGGGCAGUGGGUUACUCCGGGAGCUACGACGCUAAGUUGGACGAGAAGCAAGAAAAAUGUAUGACCUAUUACAAUGACACGCAUGAGAACCCUUGCUUGGCCUCCCCAUUACCGCCGGUACUGCCCAAGGAGGACAUGAUAAGCCCACUAUACCGCCCAUUAGAUUUCUAUUACCGACCGCUUGACCUCUCUGCAAUAAUGGGCCGAUCAGUACCGAACCGAGAUGACGUCAGGAAUAUGAUACCGGUACCGCCUUGGGGAUACCUCUUACUGGGACACCGCCGGUACAAUGCUACUACUGGGCAGAAGGACGUGGAUCAAGCCAAGAUGGUGGAGCUGUCCCAGGCCAUGUGUCACGUGGCCCUGGAGCACUGUAGCAACGACCAGGAGUGUAGCAGGGAACUGAAUAACAUUAAUACGUGGUGUGACCAUUCCCACUGCGAGCCUGACCGCUGUAGGAACGCCCUGCAGGAGUUCUAUCAGCGGGUCAAGGUGGUGAGAAGGCUCCAGGUUGCUUUCUGUGUUUGCAGGCAAAGUGACCACGACGGAGAGUGUCUAAUGGCAAUGAGGAAGCUUCACCCAACCUGCGCUGAGAGACACAAGCCCAAGGAUCCUAUGCAGUGCCACAAAAUAGCCGAGCAGUGUCGCCAGAACAGAGCUUGCAGCGCCAAGUUGCAGCAAUACGAGCAGAACUGUGCAGCUGACGCCAUCACGGGCCGCUGCUCUGACACCCAUCGCAGUUGUCAGCAAGCAGUUAUGAACAUAUUAGGAACGGAACUGCAUGCUACUUGUGUUUGUAAGGGCACUGAUUUCCUCCACCAACAUGACUGCUACACCUGGCAAAAGUUACUCUGGUCCAACCCCUGUGUCAUCGAGUCUCACCUGAAACUUCACGAGGAGAUCAACAACGGCGGCGCAGAUGACCUAGAUGAAGAAUUCCGCAGUUUGACCCCCGCCCCGCCCACCUCCACCCCAGCGCCCCACAUCGGCCCCACCCACGGCUAUGGCACGGUCGUCUACCACCAGAAAGGCCCCAGUCUCGGCCCACAGACCCACGACCCCGUAGACCCUGAAAGUACCUGGGGAGGCGGUCGGAGAAAUGGGUUGAAAGUCGGGCAAACUAACCGCGGCUUUGACUCCCGUGGGGGUCUACCUGGAGGUCUUCCUGGGGGUCUACCUGGGGGACUACCUGGGGGACUACCUGGAGGACUACCUGGUGGACAUCCUGGGGGUCUUCCUGAGGGCUACGAGGUAUACAAGACCCGUGUAGGGGAAAGACCUCACUAUCCUGACGGAGAGACCCACUUUGGCAGAGGUCGAGUCCCUACAAACAUUUGGCUGUCACGCUCAGGGGACCACCGUGGGACCUUCGGGCAUGGGUACCGGGGCACUGGCAUCCCUAUCCCCUCCCAGGAGUCCCAUCACGAGGGUCCCAUCAUUGAGGACUGGGCGCGUGUCCUUGGGGGGCGUAAGGGGGUGAAGGUCCCAGAUUUCCCUGACGAGAGGGAGUCACAUACAAGAGCGCCCCCUUUCCCUCCUAACAGAGGUCACUAUGGGGCGAGGACCCCCCCUAACUUCAUGCCAGUGACCCCUACCCCUAGCCCACACCCAGCCACCCACGCUGCUGUCACGCCCUCCACCUCCACCACCGUCACGCCCACCACUUCUCCUACUAGAGCGUGUACCAUGAAGGAUUACAACCUCAAGACUGUCGUUAUUCCAGAGGGCACCAUAAAGAGGUUUCUGAAGCGCGACUCAGACUGCUCUCAGCUGUGCAAAUGUCCCAUGAGCGAGCGUGGACAGGAGCCAGAAGCGAACUGCAUAACUCUCUCCUGCGUUGAAAACAAGACUUGCCAGACCAAUAGAGCGCUCUACCCACACAACUCGCCUUACUACCUCGCUUACAGGGGCGUGUGUGUCUGCUACGCUGGGAAAUUCAUCUGCCAGAAACCAGAGCCAGGUCAGUACACUCUAGGCCCCGGGAUCUACCUGUUCUUGGGGUACAGUCGCGGCGAGGUGGAGAUCCUGGAGCCACACACGUCCACGAAUGAAUUAGAAGCCAUUAAAGUGCUGGAGGCAGUGCUCGUACGCGAUUAUGGAUUCCAGUGCGAGCUGCGAACGAAGCAUCACAUUGGGGAAAACUUCAUCGUGGUUGCCAAAUUGCAAGUGAAUCCUGAAACUUACAUCAGUCCCUUUAUCAAGCAGAGGAGAGAGAAGGAGGUAUGCGCGGGCCCACUGGAGGAGAUAGCCAAGAAGAUCAACUCCAGACCACGACACGAGGAUAUACGAACUGACGCAAUUUUAUCCAUGUUCGUGCUGGCCAAAGUUGAUGUGAACUUCCCAGAGCCUCACACAUCACCCUCUUACGCCUCUACAUCCUCCCAAGCUUCUCCCAUGGCCUGUUUGGUGCUUCUGGCUGCCCACGUCGUAGCUAAGGGCCUGCUGCUGCCUGCUAGACCCCUCACCUGACGCCAGAAGUGAAUGGAUGGCAAGGUCACCAGGGAUGUCAUUUAAAGGAUGAGAAAAUGCAGAGGGCAAGGAUUUCAUUAAGGAUGUUUGUAAAAGAUUGUAUUUUCUGUAUGUGUGUUUGUGUGUUUGUGUGCACGUAUACACACACACUCUCAUGUGGUAAUGUGUAUGUACUCGUUAUCAGUGUGUGUGUGUGUGUGUGUGUGUGUGUGUGUGUGUGUGUGUGUGUGUGUGUGUGUGUGUGUGUGUGUGUGUGUGUGUGUGUGUGUGUGUGUGUGUGCGUGUGUGUUAGUGUGUGUGUA